Molecule: messenger RNA, 1598 nt
Organism: Mugil cephalus (flathead mullet)
Lineage: Eukaryota; Metazoa; Chordata; Actinopteri; Mugiliformes; Mugilidae
Gene: med18
Product: mediator of RNA polymerase II transcription, subunit 18 homolog (yeast)
Exons: 3
Coding region: 349-978 (209 amino acids)
Biological process (GO): regulation of transcription by RNA polymerase II; termination of RNA polymerase II transcription
Cellular component (GO): core mediator complex; mediator complex
Molecular function (GO): transcription coregulator activity
Source: RefSeq, a predicted model, not a curated record
CUGGUUUGCAACCACCAUUAAACAAAGAAGCAGCAGCAGCAGAAGUUGUUUCCGACUGGCUACUUUUGUUCUAAUAGCCUGUUUAUUUUACAGACAGAAAGUCAUUUCAGUGACAAAACGCCGAGCAAGUUGACAGCAAUACUGUAGCUAACCUUUGAUAUGAACAUUGGCUAGCUAGCUAACCGGGUAGCUGAGUAGCUACAAGCGGUGUGUUAGUUGAUCAAAGCGGGUUAGCCUGGGCUUCCUCGGUUAAUGGUGUGGAGGCUCUGCCGACGACGAGCUCGCCAUCAUUCACCUGCAAGUGGACAGCUACGUUUGUGUUUUCAGGCUCAGCAAAUCUAAGAAAAGAUGGAGGCUCCUCCUGUCACUGUGAUGCCUGUCACCGGGGGCACAAUCAACAUGAUGGAGUAUCUAUUACAAGGCAGUGUGUUAGACCAGGCCCUGGAAAGCCUCUUGCAUCGUCUUCGGGGUUUAUGUGACAACAUGGAACCUGAAACCUUUACAGACCAUGAACUGGUGUACCUUCUGAAAGGCCAGCAAGGAAACCCAUUUAUUCUGCGUGCCCGGCGCUCAAUCUCUCACCCCACUGCUCCAUGGCACCUGCGCUACCUCGGCCAACCUGAAGUGGGAGACAAGAGCCGCCAUGCCCUAGUACGCAACUGUGUUGAUGUUGCUGCCUCUCACAGCCUUCCAGAGUUCCUCAAUGAAAUGGGCUUCCGCAUGGACCAUGAGUUUGUGUCCGCCGGGCACAUAUUUCGCAAAGGUGCUAUGAAAAUCGUGGUCAGCAAAUUGUCACGCAUCCUGGUACCAGGAAACACUGAGAACACGGAGCAUCUUUCGCUUUCAUACCUGGUGGAACUUAGCGUGUUGGCUCCUGCUGGUCAGGACACUGUUUCAGACGACAUGCGCAGCUUCGCUGAGCAACUCAAACCCUUGAUUCACCUGGAGAAGAUUGACCCAAGCAAACAGAGACAUUAGUGGUCAGUUAAAAGGGGCAAGUCUUCUCUGGCCACCGUGGACAAAUGCAGUUUCCUAUUUGUGUUUUGUUUUAAGGCUGGGUUUAAAAAAAAAAAAAAGUAUAUAUUUUCUGAUUCAAAGUGAUCUUGAUUUGAAUGUUUUCAUUUUAGAAAAUACACACCUUUUUCUGUAUCUGAUUGGAAGUCUUACUGCGAUUUGGAAAGUUUCACACACCAAAUCUUAUCUUAUGAGAUCAUGCAAAAAGAUUUGUUCACAUGUGAGGGAGAUUCAAAACAUGAUGGUUGAUAGGAUUUAAAAAGUAUGACGACAGAGAAGAGCUGCACAAAAGCAAAGCAUCAUAAAAGAUGUCACAAUUAGAAAUAAAAUAUUGUAGAAAUACCUCAAACCUCUGUAACCACUGACAUUAGAUUUGGUUUUCAGUAAACUAGUUUAGAAACUGCUUUAUCUCUAAAUGAACUGAUAUUGAAUCCAAGUGAGUGUGCAUUCCAUUUUUUAAAACAAUGUUUGUAUGAACUAAAAGUGCCAUUUUGACAUAACAUUUUUACUGGUCCAUAAAAAGUUAACAUGGUCCAUUUGUUAUGGUCUGAAAAAACUCCAUUAAACAUGUUUAUGUUGCACCA